UUGUGAUUUACUGGAGGAUUAUUGCAUGAACACAACCCCCCCUGUCGCAGAAGCAGUGUCGUCACUCCCACGCGUCAUUAAAACGUGACGCCGGUUGUGCUCGGCGUUGAGUGUGUCGCGCGCUGCUCGUCUAUCAUGGCACCUUCACCGACUAAACGCAGGGAGCGUUCUGAGGACAAACCCAAAGAGCGAGGGAAGGAGAAGGUGGUGGGUAAAGAGGGCGCAGAGAAAGAGAGAGGCAGAGACAAGAUCCGGAAGCGACGCAGUAACUCCACCGGGAGCAGCAGCAGCAGAUCCAGUUCUAGCUCCAGCAGUAGUUCUGGUUCCAGUUCGGGCUCAUCCAGCGGGUCCAGUUCCUCCUCUGGUUCCAGCCACUCUGGUUCCUCCAGUUCCUCUCGUUCUUCAAGCUCAUCCAGGUCUUCUGGGUCUCCCAGCCCGAGCCGCCGUCGCCAUGACAACCGGCGACGCUCUCGAUCAAAGUCAAAAUCACAAAAACGUACUGAUGAGAAAGAGAGGAAGAGGAGGAGCCCUAGCCCCAAACCUACUAAACUUCAUCUGGGAAGACUCACCAGAAAUGUAACCAAGGAACAUAUUCAAGAGAUCUUUUCGACUUACGGAAAGAUCAAAAUGAUUGACAUGCCCCCAGAUCGUUUGCACCCUAAUUUGUCCAAGGGUUACGCUUAUGUGGAAUACGAGACUGCAGAGGAUGCCCAGAAGGCCCUUAAACACAUGGAUGGAGGUCAGAUUGACGGUCAGGAGAUUACAGCCACUGCUGUCCUGACUCAGAGGAUACGUCCUGCCCCCCGUAGACUGUCCCCUCCUCGCAGAAUGCCCCCUCCACCCCCCAUGUGGCGGCGAACGCCACCACGUAUGAGGAGAAGGUCUCGGUCUCCACGGCGACGCUCCCCAGUGAGAAGGCGUUCUCGCUCCAGGUCUCCAGGUCGCAGACGACAUCGUUCCCGCUCGAGUUCCAACUCGUCCCGUUAGAGACGCUCCGUUCUCGCAACAGAAAGCUUUAAAUUUAGCUUCUCUAUUUGUUUCUCUCUUCUCAUGUUCCUCCAUUGCUUCACAUUUUUGUUGGAAAUAACAAACAAAGUGUUUUAAAUGUUUAUUUCUUUCCCAAGUACCUCUGGAUUGUACGGUAUAACAUCUGUCAAGUUAGGAUGAACGUGCGUUUUGUUUGCCUCUGUGUUUGUAAAGUAACUGGGCUCAUGCUAGACGGUCCAUUUUACUGUGAUUCUUUUUGUAAUGUGCUUUUUUUAAAACUGCAGCUUUUUACUGGAUUUGUUUUGACAUUAAAGUACAUGACUGUUUCUUUCUCCAAACA
Myxocyprinus asiaticus (Chinese sucker) is the source of this 1327-nucleotide messenger RNA. Its product is annotated as RNA-binding protein with serine-rich domain 1. Gene Ontology annotation, cellular component: nucleoplasm; ASAP complex; cytoplasm. Lineage: Eukaryota; Metazoa; Chordata; Actinopteri; Cypriniformes; Catostomidae. Bases 136 to 987 code for a protein of 283 amino acids. The record is from RefSeq and is a predicted model, not a curated record. The transcript has 7 exons. Gene Ontology annotation, biological process: mRNA splicing, via spliceosome. Gene Ontology annotation, molecular function: RNA binding.